Messenger RNA from Oryzias melastigma (Indian medaka), 5908 nucleotides. It is a transcript of the gene map4k2, whose product is annotated as mitogen-activated protein kinase kinase kinase kinase 2. The transcript is spliced from 32 exons. Bases 146 to 2755 code for a protein of 869 amino acids. The record is from RefSeq and is a predicted model, not a curated record. Gene Ontology annotation, biological process: protein phosphorylation. NCBI's taxonomy places the organism in Eukaryota, Metazoa, Chordata, Actinopteri, Beloniformes, Adrianichthyidae. Gene Ontology annotation, molecular function: ATP binding; MAP kinase kinase kinase kinase activity.
CUGUGCACAUGGGCUGUCACACAGAGCUGCCUGCCCGCGCGCCUUCCUCAGCCAGCCGCAGUGAGCCGCAUCCGUUAGCCUGGAUCUCUGCUCUGUCGGUGCGAUGCGCGAGUAGACGCUCCGGAGCUUCCCGAGUGCUUCCGACAUGGACACGAUCGGGGUGUCGUUCCUGGACCCGCUGGAGGACUACGAGCUGAUUCACAGACUCGGGAGCGGCACUUACGGGGAUGUGUUCAAGGCCCGCAACAUCAAGACGUCUGAACUGGCAGCUAUCAAGAUUGUGAAGCUGGAUCCAGGUGAUGACAUCACGUCCAUCCAGCAGGAGAUCACCAUGAUGAAGGAGUGCAAGCACAAAAACAUCGUGGCUUACUUCGGCAGCUACCACAGGAACACCAAGCUCUGGAUCUGCAUGGAGUACUGCGGUGGAGGCUCCCUUCAGGACAUUUACCAGGUUACAGGCCCUUUAAAGGAGAAGCAGAUCGCUUUUAUGUGCAGGGAAACCCUUCAGGGUUUGCAUCACCUGCACGAAACAGGAAAGAUGCAUAGAGACAUAAAGGGGGCCAACAUCCUUCUAACAGAGAGAGGAGACGUGAAACUGGCUGAUUUUGGAGUGGCUGUAGAAAUCAGUGCCUCUGUGGCCAAAAGGAAGUCUUUCAUUGGAACUCCUUACUGGAUGGCUCCAGAGGUGGCUGCAGUGGAAAAAAAGGGCGGCUACAACCACCUGUGUGACAUCUGGGCAGUGGGCAUUACUGCCAUCGAGUUAGCAGAGCUCCAGCCGCCCAUGUUUGACCUCCACCCAAUGAGAGCUCUGAUGUUGAUGUCAAAGAGCAGCUUCCAGCCUCCAAAACUGAAGGAUAAGAGCAAGUGGUCUGCAGGUUUUCACAGCUUUGUGAAGAUGGCUCUGAUUAAAAACCCCAGAAAAAGGCCAUCAGCCGAGACGCUGCUGCAGCAUCCGUUUGUGACCCAGUUGCUCACUCGGAACCUGGUGAUCGAACUGCUGGACAUGGCCAACAACCCUGAGCUGCACAGCCCCCUCACACACACCAUCGACGACAACGACCUGGAGGGCGCAGAGGUUUCUCCAGACAAGAUUCAGGCUGCAGAGAAACGGCUGCCUGUGCAGAGGACACUGUCUGAAAAACAAUUUGACCAGGUGAAGUUUGGACCUCCGCGGAGGAAAGUGACAGAACCGUAUCCUGGCAUGGGAUCCUGUGAUGAUGACUGGAGUUUGUCUGGAGAUGAGGACGCCUCACUGAGCCUGCUGGAAUGUGUGGAGCAAGCUCUGCAGAUGAGGAGUUUGACCAUUAGGAGGAGUCCAUCCACUGAGGGAGGGCUGAAGAGCGGCUUGAUGAGUCCAACAGCCUCCCUGCCGGCUUACAGCUCCCUGACGUCCAGCACUGAGGAGAGAGAUGUGAGGCCCAGCUGCACGCUGGGCCCUGAUGCAUCUGUUGCAGCUGAACCUGCAUCCUCUGCAGUUUUGGCCAGGUGCUCAGCCACUGAGGACAUCAGACAGCACUGCAGGGACUCCUGCCUGCCUGUAGAGGACGCUCUCAUAGCAGACAUGAGGCCGCCGCCCACUGCGGCCUCUCCAAGAAAAGAUGUGCCUCUGUCACCUGAAUGGAGCACGCUGAGGAGGAAGACCGAAGACUCUAGAGCUGGUUGUCAUGGACUCCCUCCCACCCCUCAGGUCCAUAUGGGAGCCUGCUUCUCUAAAGUCUUCAAUGGCUGUCCUCUAAAAAUCCACUGUGCUGCCACCUGGAUUUUCCCUAAAAGCAGAGAUCAGUAUCUUAUUCUCGGGGCAGAGGAGGGCAUCUACGUGCUGAACCUUAACGAACUUCACGAGGACACCCUAGAGAAGCUCGUGCCUCAGCGCUGCACGUGGCUUUACGUCAUGAACAACGUGCUGAUGUCUGUGUCAGGAAAGUCGUCUCAGCUUUAUUCACACAAUCUGACAGCUCUGUUUGAACAGAGGGGACAUCUGCAAAAGAAGCACAGCAACUUGUCUCUCAGCACAAACCGCCUGACUGAGAGGAUCAGUGCCAGGAAGUUUGCCAUAUCUGUGAAAAUUCCAGACAGCAAAGGCUGCAGAAGGUGUAGUGUAGCAAGAAACCCGUACACUGACAGUACAUUUCUCUGCGGAGCAGUUCCCUCUGGACUGGUUUUGUUGUUGUGGUAUGAGCCUCUGCAGAAGUUCUUGCUCCUGAAGCACAUAUCAAUCAGGUUAGCAGAAUCUCUGCCAGUGUUUGAGCUGCUGGUGGUGGCUACAGAUGAGUUCCCUCAGCUUUGUGUGGGGGUGAGGGAGUGUGGGAUGGAGACACCCCCAGCCAGCAGACAGCUCAUGUUUGAUAUCAUAGAGCUCAACAAUACACCCACAUCAGCACCAGACAGUGGAGGACUUCGAGCCAUUCAAGUAACACAACUGGAUCGAGACACUGUGCUCAUUGCAGUUGAGAAAAGUGUCAGAAUUGUGAACCUGCAAGGGCUUCCAUCAAAAGAGUUUACGGCUGAGUUGGUCUUUGACUUCCCCAUUGAAACAUUAGUCUGCUUACAGGAUAGUGUCCUGGCUUUCUGGAAGCAUGGCCUAAAGGGGAGGAGUUUUCACUCAAAUGAGGUGACGCAAGAAAUUACAGAUGAAAGUCGGAUGUUUCGGGUUUUGGGAACAAACAGAGACAUCAUCCUUCAGAGUAAGCCCACUGAUGACCCCUCCGCCUUAAGCAAUCUGUAUAUACUGACUGGUCACGAGAGCAGCUACUGAGAAACGGCUGGGACUGACAUCUGCACGAGUCUCUGAAGAAGAUUAUGGGUUGUCUCAUGACCUUGACGUGAAAAUGAAGUCCUCUUACACUGAUGACGUAGCAGCACUUCCCUACUGGACGCCCCAAAACCAUUCAAGAGACUUAUGUGCAUAACAAGGUUUUAACUGUGUUGCUUAGAAAGGUCACUGAUAGGUUUUUCUUUGCUAGCACAACUAGCUUUCAGAACUGCAGAAAAACUUCCCAACAGUAUGAACUUUGGAUGUAGAAUUUAAACCUAACCACUGUAACAUGGUGCACACAUUCUGAAAUCUUUGUUUAUGUUCAUGAACACCAUGGAUUGGAGCCUCAUCUUGUUCACGUGUCACAUUCAUUUCUGACUUCUUUAACAAAACCCUUUUCUCAUCUUUUUCACAGCGUCAAAGAGCAGGACACUUAUUUAUAGCUGCACUAAAGUGCCAAGUUUAUUAAAACAUGUCUGUAAAACUAACAUUAGUAAAAACAUUUCUUAAGAAUAAAGUACAAUAAAGUUGUUUAUUUUUCGCAAAAAAUACAAAAUCCACUACAAUAAAAUUGUGUGAACGAAUUGAUGUUAUUUUUGUGGAAAAGGGAUAUCAUAAAUGGUAUCUUUUCCCUAAAACAACCUUUAAAAAUGACAUACUUUACAUUUUAAUUUUUAUGUGCAUUUAAUAAAACAAUGUUAUUUUAACAAGUUAUGACUUUUAUAAAAAAAUAAAAUAAAAUAACAUGAAGGUUUAAUGUUUAACUUGUAUAUUGAUUUGUGAUUGAAAGUGUGAAUAGAUUUUUCAUAAAAAUAUUAACCGUUUUCUGUGAUUAUUUUAAAGUAAGAAUACACCCAAGCAGACCCUGGUCCAGGACAGAAACCACUCUCUGAUCUGUCUUUUGAGGUGGUCUUGGUUCAUUUCCAAUCAGACUGAGCUCCAGCUCUGAGUUUCCUCAGACUGAAUAGGCUCUGUGCUCGGAGUGGAACAGCUGAACCAAGCAGCCACAGGAAUAUAUAGCCGGGUAUUACGGGAUGUAAACAGAGUAACGGAGCAACAACAAGACACAUCAACUCAUUAAAAUGCGGUUGGAUGAAUGCAGACUCAUAAAUAACUUCUAAUGUGAUCUUCUCGUACUGUUUUUCUGACAGUCUCUGUCAUAAACACUUAUCAGUGUAUUUUCUUUAUAGUCUUCUCAGUCUUGCAGCAUGCCUCCACCGUACCAAAGCAGCAGUAAAAGUGUUGAAUCUGAUGUUAAUACAGACAUCCAAAAUGGAAUACAAAGUUUGAAUAAAUGAACUAUUCUGAUAAGGAUUACAAAGCGUAGGACUUCCAUUAUUCUCUCAUUGCUUUGGCCCGCCCUCUAAAAUUUUGGCCAAUUUCUAAAGAGAUCUUUAGUGACAUGUUUUUUUUGUUAUAAGAUUUGGUUCAAAACUGAAAUCUCUGGUUGUCAGGAGUCAGAGUUCUCUAUCCCCCUCUGGUGACCAGCGGGAGUCGUCUCCAGAGUAUUAAACACUACAUCCGUCAAAAAUCCCAUAAUCGGACACCCAAGGAGGUGCACUCUGAGAUCUAGAUAUAUACAAUUUAUUGAAGCUCAGGUGGUGGCAAGGCAAAGCUGUUGGGCAAGAGGUCUAGAAGAAGACCAAAGAGGAGGUGUAUGGAUGUAGUGAAUGAAGACAUGAAGGUGGCUGGUGUUAGAGUGGAGGAUGCUGAAGACAGACUUAGAUGGAGGAAACUGAUUCGCUUUGGCGACCCCUGAAGGGAAAAGCCCAAAGGAAAAGAAGAAGAAGGUGGUGUGGAAAUGUUACUGCAGGAUGCACAAGAGAGUCUGUAACGGAAACGCAAGAAAGUUGUUGUAGGUCAGAUUAAGGGAUCAAUGCACAGGCGUAGGUACUCAACCUCCAGAAAAAGUCUCAGGUUAAGGAGAGUUGACUCUGGAGAUGUCAAUGUGGAGAUUGAGGGUAGCGGGUAAUCUUUGUUAAAUCCAGGCCUAGGUCAUUCACGUGGGAUCUAUUCCAGAUGAGCAACACAUUAAGGGGACAGACUUGAUUUAACAUCCAGGAGCAGAAAAAGAGUCAAAGUCAGCAGGACAGGCUUCAGGAGGCUUUGACAAAGCAGAAAGUGCAACGUGGAUGAAAAGGAGAGAAACUUAAGUCCUCCAGGGCCUAGCUGUGUGUGGAAUCAGCUAUUAGGAGUGGGCAGGUAUGGAAAGCCAAUAAGGCCAAAAAAACCUAGAGAUCCUGGCAACAUCUACCAGCUGCCCCAGCGCACAGCCCCCAGAUGUCGCUCACCUGACUCUCAUCGACAAUCACCCACAUGAGACUUAAGCACUGCACAGAGCCUCGGUCAGUGCGAAGUAUUGUUUGUGUCACUCUGCCUGCAUACUGAGCGUCAUAUCCUGACUUGGCUUCUUAUAUUUCUGAUCCUGAUUCUCAGCUGACUCUUUCACUGUCUGCUGCCCCACGCUGGAUCUCUGACUACUCUAACCUACUCUCUGAUAUUGUUAAGCCAGUGCCUGACCCUGCUUUAGCUUUAAGGACUUUUAGCUGUGCUUGAGUCCUGUCUUUUCUAAUAGACCUGCUGCACGUGGAACCAGCCGUCUGCCCGUUUGUGACACUAGUAGAUGGCAGUCUGAGUACAGACCAAACUCAAGAUUCAGGACUCAAUCCGGAUCAAUGGAUUUUUUCAGUCUGAAUAUACCAUUUAAACCAGUUGAGAAAAAGUAUGAUUAAACACGUUUUGAUGCAAAGUGUAAAGGUUGUCCAUAUGUUUAACACAGUUUGAAAGAAAUGUUUAUUUCUAUCGUAUUAAACAAAUACGAUAAGCUUUUAUUUUGACAUUGCCAAAGGACCGGAUGUAUUUUAUUUUGAAGGCGAGUUAUAUCCUUGUGAGAAACGGAAGCUUGACCGCGAAAGUUACGAAGAAAACGUGUAUUACAAGGUGCAUAAAGCUAACGAUCAAAGGACAAUUAUGAACUUUAGCACCAGUCGAAAGUGGUAACGAGGUAAACAAAAGGUUGAUUUUCCUUGAAGUUUAUUUACUGCAAAUUUGAGUUAAUUGUAAUUUUGUUCUUUUCUGUUUACUCUGUAAAGCUCUUACGUUGGCUUAUUGUGGUAUCGAAGAAUUCACGGAAUAAACCACUUCAGACCACCA